This is a messenger RNA of Arabis nemorensis, 507 nucleotides long. NCBI's taxonomy places the organism in Eukaryota, Viridiplantae, Streptophyta, Magnoliopsida, Brassicales, Brassicaceae. The record is from the annotation of a GenBank genome assembly.
AUGCCGCCGCCAAUGCUAUGGAACGCUGAUCGCCAUCGCCACUUUGUUCAUGUGGUUGAACAAUUUGGUGGAGAACAAAGAGCAACUCAUGAUAAAAAUUUUAAGUUAAUGAAUAGGAAAGAACUCACAAUAGAUCAAGUCAAGACUCAUCUCCAGAGUUACAGGAUCACCAAACAGAAAGAAGCCAUACAAGCAGAGGAGAGGCGACAGAAGAUGAUAAGGCAAAUGAAUGAGUGGGAAACUAAGCAACACCUUCGUCGAUAUGAACGUUUGCUAAAAACUGCUGAAUGCAUCCAAAAUCAACAAAAGCGCGUGCAACAAGAGGAGAUGAAGGGAAAAAGAAUCAAAUUUGGAGAAUCAAGCAACAAGAGAGAAGAAGUAUCCUGCAAAUCUCUCUAUCAAUCUUCAAGAAUUGGACUCAAUGAAAGUGGAAAUGAUGAAGACCAGAAAGAUGGUAACAAUGGUGAGAUAUUGUCUCUUGAGCUCACUCUUGGUCUCAAGUACUAA